GCCAGUAGUGUUAUUGUGUGGGUCGGGACGCAGACCUCAGCCGGACGCCAGCCACACUGUUUGUUUGGUCGAGGGGGGCAGAGUGGCGACUGUGACACGGGGCACAGUGGAGCCAGAGAAUGAUUACUUUAACAAAGAAAUUAAAGUCGAGUAAGGGGGUUGGGGUACCAGAACCCCCUAAAAAGCGGAUUUCUAUUCGUGAUCAACUACUUGUCAAAGAGGUUAGUGAAAUGGAAAGCAACCUGCCAGAGGGGUGUGUCGCAAAAUUUGAUGACCCAGAUACCCUACACUCAUUUCGUCUAAUUGUGACCCCACCCGAGGGUUAUUGGUCGGGCGGUAUUUUUUCGUUUAGUGUCAAUGUACCAGAGGAAUACAACAUAGCGCCACCAAUAGUGAGAUGCGAGACAAGACUUUGGCAUCCUAAUAUUAGUGAGGAAGGAGAAAUCUGUUUAUCUCUACUGCGUCAAAAUUCUAUUGAUGGCCUUGGGUGGGCCCCAACUCGAAGAUUAAAGGAUGUUGUCUGGGGCCUUAGUAGUCUAUUUAUGGACUUGUUGAACUUUGAUGACCCUCUGAACAUAGAAGCUGCAGAACAUUAUCAACAAGACAAGGAAUCUUUUAGACGGAAAGUUAGGGAAUAUAUUGACAAGUAUACAAAGCGAUGAGAAGGUUGAAUAUUUUAAAACAUUUGUAAAUACUCUUUAAUCUUAGCAGUUGUUUUUUCUUCCAUGUUCAAUAAUAAGCUAAUAUUUUUACAUAUAAGUAUUCAGAUAAGCCAAAAUAGAUAGCAUUUAUAUAUUAUAUAUAUAUAUAUAUA
Molecule: messenger RNA, 814 nt
Organism: Procambarus clarkii (red swamp crayfish)
Lineage: Eukaryota; Metazoa; Arthropoda; Malacostraca; Decapoda; Cambaridae
Product: NEDD8-conjugating enzyme UBE2F
Source: RefSeq, a predicted model, not a curated record